Tuber aestivum (summer truffle) is the source of this 747-nucleotide messenger RNA. The record is from the annotation of a GenBank genome assembly. NCBI's taxonomy places the organism in Eukaryota, Fungi, Ascomycota, Pezizomycetes, Pezizales, Tuberaceae.
AUGGCAACUUCAUAUGAUGUGAGAAUACGCGACGCGAUUGCUGCGAUAGGCAAUCUCGAUAGGCGGUUGAGAGAGGAAUAUAUUCUCAUCGGUGGAGCAUCCCUCAUCUGUCUCGGCUCUACCCGGGCCACAUCAGACAUCGACCUCUUAGUGCCGGGUACAUCAAUUGCUCUCAUUGCCCCCAGCCUUGUUCAAUCCCCCGACUUCUCAUACCGGGCAGGGGCGAUCUCUAUCAAGGCAGGGGAAAUAGAGUUCCCGGUUGACAUUCUCGUCAAGGUUGUGGACGACCUGACCUUCGAAGACUUAGAACCGUUCACAAUAACCAUCCAGGACGGCAUCAGGACAUUGGACUUUCCGAUCGCACUAGGAAUAAAAAUUCGGUGCUUCUACCUGCGGAACGAUGAGACGAGUGCUGGCUUGGAGAAACAGCGAUCUGACCUCUAUGAUAUCCGUUUCAUCUGCGGUAAGAUGGAGGAGGCUAGCCGGGUGGUGGAUGACAUAGUUGCUAAGGCCAUCCGAGUUGGCUGCUACAAUAUGGCGCUCGUCAAACACGCAUUAGAGGAAUCGGGGGACCUCGCUGUGUUCCUUUCUGUUGGUGGGACCAAGUUUCAGGUCCCCUGGGAGGAAGAUACUGAGGAUCAGCGUGAAUAUUUUGCACUUCUGGAAGCGGAUGACGAGGAAAUAGAAGGCCCGUCAGAUGCUGGAGAGGAGGUAGGUGGCAAUAUCAAUCCAAGACAUUGGUGUUAG